UUUAACUGGGCGCGAGCUUCUAAUCUCCCCAAUUCAAUUCACCUGGUUGAGCCUGCACCAGAGCGUGCACACAGUCACGUGCGGGCUGGCAUGCAGAGCACGCGCAGGGGAGGCGGCAUGCAGGAGAAAGAAAUGACGGAUAACGGAAGACAGCCACACCUCCACCGGGUUAGCGCGACAUUGUGCAUGGGACCAACUUCCCACAAGGUGUUUGAAAAGCAAAUGAAGCAGAUUAACACAGAGGAAUCACUAUAAACAGACUGUAUAUGUUCUCUCUCUGUCCUGUAAUAAGUGAACUCUGAGCUCAUGUGUUUGUGACUCUUCACCUCUGUCUCCUCUCACAGGGAGAAGAUGAUCUGCAGCAUCCUGCUGCUCAUCAUCCUGACCUCCUGUGUCUCUGGAACAUUUGUAGUGAAUGUGACCCAGACCUCCUAUCAGGCAGAGGAGAACCACGACAUCACACUGGAGUGGACCUUCACAACCAACUCUCACAGUUCCUCCAACUCUCUUUCUAUCUUCUGUGAACUGUUAACUGAGAAUCCAGUCCUGUUUCAUCUCCAUGAAGGAGUUGAGGUCCCAGAGUCUCAGGAUGAACAGUUUGCAGGACGAGUCCAGUGGGACAAAGACGUCCUCAGAGAAGGACGACUCAGACUUCAUGUGUCCAGACUCAGGACUGAAGACUCAGGACUGUACAAGUGUCAAGUGUUCACAAGUUAUGGAAGUAACUCUGGUAGAUGUUGGCUCAAUGUCACUGCGAGGGAUCGGCCUGAACCUGAGACACCAAACACAACAAGUCCACCAAACACAACGUUGUUCCACCACAACCACGGAGUUGGGGAAGCAUCGGCUUCUACUGUGGAUUGACCUCAGCAGCAGCAGCUCUGCUGGGUUUUUGUUUCUGUGUAUUCAGGCAGCGAGGGAUCGGCCUGAACCUGAGACACCAAACACAACAAGUCCACCACAACCAGAGAGUCGGGGAAGGAUCGGCCUCUACUGUGGACUGACAGCAGCUCUGCUGGGUUUUUGUUUCUGUCGUUGUCUGCUGAGAGAACAAGAGUUCUCCUCGAAGUUUAAAGGUGGAUUGAGAAAAAGUUACAGUUCAGCAGGUGGAUCAAUGGAAACCGUUUCAUCAACAACUUCAAAAAGACAGAGACACAGAAAUUACGAAGGUGUUUGUUAGAAGUCUGAAGGACACAAAGAUCAGAUGCUGACAGCAAAUUAACUUUGGGCUCACAGAAUAAACCAACAGGUUCAUACUGACAGCAUGUCGAGCAGUUCAGCUUUUAAGUUCAAUA
Sander lucioperca (pikeperch) is the source of this 1295-nucleotide messenger RNA. RefSeq lists its product as uncharacterized. The transcript is spliced from 5 exons. Gene Ontology annotation, biological process: immune response; negative regulation of T cell proliferation; T cell costimulation. The coding region runs from base 560 to 1180 and encodes 206 amino acids. NCBI's taxonomy places the organism in Eukaryota, Metazoa, Chordata, Actinopteri, Perciformes, Percidae. The record is from RefSeq and is a predicted model, not a curated record. Gene Ontology annotation, cellular component: external side of plasma membrane.